This is a messenger RNA of Gaeumannomyces tritici R3-111a-1, 967 nucleotides long. RefSeq lists its product as hypothetical. The coding region runs from base 1 to 735 and encodes 244 amino acids. The transcript has 2 exons. The record is from RefSeq and is a predicted model, not a curated record. Lineage: Eukaryota; Fungi; Ascomycota; Sordariomycetes; Magnaporthales; Magnaporthaceae.
AUGGAAACAACAAAGCCCAGCCCCAUCCUCUACGCAUUCGCAGGUCUCCCACUCGAGCUACGAGAACAGAUCUGGCGCCAAGCGCUGCCCGCGAGGCCAAACCCGGUGCUGCCCGCUUACAUCGAGGGGUCCGGGGUUAUCGGCGCCGACACGCCCCGCGUUGAGUGCUUCAACGAGUUCAACCCGAAGUUCGACACCACCCCCAGAUUCACGACUUCCCGUAUCGUCCGGGCCGUGCCCGUCCCGACGCCGCUCCUCGACGUCAGCCGCGAGGCCCGCCGCGCCGCCGGGUACAGCAUUGAGCGCCGACAAGGAGGCGGCCCCCCGGCGACGGCGGCGACGAGCCAUAGCGGUGGUGGCGAUGGUGGCGACGACAACAAUAAUAACAACAACAACAACAACAACAACAACAACAACAACAACAACAACAGCCGCCACCCCGAAGCGCCGGGGUCGCUGACCAUCAUGCGCCGUAUCGACCGGGAGAUCGGCGCCGUUUACAUCGCGACCGAGGAGGCAAUCGACAGCUACUCCAGCGAGCGCUGGGAGAUCAGGCCCCGAGUGAACGGGGGCGGGGACUUCGGCUCGCCCCUCACCGCCGUCGCCCUGCCCCGGGCGCUCCUCGAGGCCAAGGACAUGGACUUAUGUUAUUCCCUACUCUUCCUGUCCCAGGCCCGAUGGGGGCCGUUUCCAUGCCGUCCUGGCCCGCAGCCCGACGAUUUGGGGGGCCGCUAGGGUGUGGUGGGAGCUGUGUAAUGACACGGUCGACGGUCCGGUCUCGUUCGUCUGGAACGAUACUAGCAAUACGUUCGUCCAGCACCCUGAUUGUGGAGGCGGGGACGGAAUAGGGGCUGGUGAGGGGCUGCGCAAGAUGGUGGACAACGUAGCCCUGCAGCUGGCCGCACUGAAGGACCAGGGGCAGGAUCACAUCCUUCAGGGCUUCGAACUUCGCCUGGCUUAUACUGCA